Messenger RNA from Closterium sp. NIES-65, 366 nucleotides. The record is from the annotation of a GenBank genome assembly. NCBI's taxonomy places the organism in Eukaryota, Viridiplantae, Streptophyta, Zygnematophyceae, Desmidiales, Closteriaceae.
AUGCUGCUGCACUUGCCUUUCCUGCUGCCGCCGACCUACUUGGUCUUGAGUCGGUCGGCGCGGCGUCUGCUCCUAGCGGGAGACGCCGCUCAGGCAGAGGCAAGGGGGGCAAGGGCGCGAGUGGAGCUGGCGGGGGCGGUGGAGGUAGCGGUGGAGGCGGCGGAGGGAGUGGGGGUGGCGGUGGGAGUGGUGGCGGGGGUGGUGGCGGUGGUGGCGGCAGCGGAGGCGGAGGCGGUGGCGGCGGCUGUGGUGGGAGCGGAGGCGGCGGUGGUGCCGGAGAAGGAGGCGGUGGUGGCGGAGGAGGUGGAGCCGGUCGGGGUAGUGCCCCGCAGCGGAGCGGCUCUGGUGGUGCGACCGCGCGGGUGA